AUGCUACAUCCAAAAUAUGUAGAACAAGCUAUUCUCCAUGUUCCAUACAUGUAUGUAAAUGAGGUAUUACUCCCGGCGCUGCCCAACAAGGUCACCGCAGCGACAGCUACCACCACUGAACCAGCUGAGGAUAUUACAUCACUCGUUACGGGAGUAUCUCAAGAGAGCGUUGACGGGAGUCAGGGACAGCGACCAUACAUGCAAGCCCCAAUCGACGACACACAAUACAACACCUGUGUGGCGCUGCUCCCGCCGCCGUCUAUGAACUUCACUACCACGAUGACGACGAGGAGUUAUAUAUCAAUGACGAGAACCACACACGCAACAUCACCUGUCGAGGAGGAUGCCGACCAACAUAUAGCAACAUACGCAGUCGAGUGA
Sphaeroforma arctica JP610 is the source of this 381-nucleotide messenger RNA. RefSeq lists its product as hypothetical. The record is from RefSeq and is a predicted model, not a curated record. The coding region runs from base 1 to 381 and encodes 126 amino acids. The transcript has a single exon. Lineage: Eukaryota; Ichthyosporea; Ichthyophonida.